CCUCCAGGCUGCUGUAUGUGAUAAAAGGGUUGUUUACUGUUCAGGUUUUUCACUUUUACUGGAAUAGCCCCACCCACUCCACUCGACAGAGGAGAAGAAAAUGGAGGACAAGGACAAGAAGAAUGAGGAAGAGAAGAAGAAGAAAACAAUGAGGAGGAAAAAGAGGGAGGAGGAGGUUAAUGGAAGGUUAUGGGAGUCAACUGAAAGAGCAAAGGGACACACAUAAAUCUCCUCGGGCGGAUAAAACACAGGUGAGAAUCAUCACGUGCUACCUGCUGGUUCGCCCCGCCCCAUCUCCGCCCACAGCUGAUGCACGACCACGCCUCCGCUGCCACAUUCCUGAAUUUUUGGCCACUGGAAAAACUGACAAUGUGUUUUUUCUCAGCAUAUGGAAAUGAGGUCACUGUGGUGCACACACACUUUUGAUUUCCGGACAUUAUCCAGUUUAUAAUCCCCCUUUCUUCUCCCAGACUUUAUACAGAACAUCUGUAUCUGUCUGCACUUACACUCUGCACUGUGUUUGCUAUAAAACAAGAUGGCGGUCAUUAAAGAAGAUGUGGUUAGUAUUUCAAUGGAAUUGAUAAUGGAUGGAGCUGGUGUAUGAAGGCUGUAGAAUGGUGGAGAUGCUGUAAAUGGACCACUGAGCUUCACUACAUCAGCUGCGUAACUCCAGUACAAACCUGAAGGCAUGAUGAAGAUGAACUUCUGCUUCUGUAACUCAGUGUAGAAAUGUUCUUCUUCUCAAACUGGGGUUUAUCAGCUGGGAUUUUCCAAAUGAAUCAACAUCUGGCGAUUUUAAAACCAACUCUAUGUGUUUAUUAUUAUUAUUAUUAUUAUUAUUAUUAUUAUUAUUAGAUGUAAAUAUAAUGUUACAUAUCUGAGUAAAGUGCUGAGAUUGUAAGAGGUGAAAUAAUGAAAUAAUGUUUCAGUGUGAAAGUGAGGCGCUUUAAGAGUUAAGGAGUUUCACCACUUUCCUCCCUCUGUUUUCUUCCAGUGUGUGUGUGUGUGUGUGUGUGUGUGUGUGUGCGCAGUAUAAACCUCUUGUUGCGAUAUCUAAGUGGAGUUGAAGCGGUGCACGAGACCAUGGACGUCGCUCAGCCCGCGCGCAGUAACGAGUCGGAGUACGAGUACGAUUACUCGGAUUAUUACGCGAUAGACGCGCUGGUGGACUUCCGGCCGUGUGAGAAACAUGAGGUGAAGAAGUUCAGCCGUUACUUCCUGCCCGCGUUUUACUCGGUCGCGUGCGCGCUCGGUCUGCUCGCUAACUUCACGCUGCUGUUCGCGUUCGCGCGGAGCAAACCGGCGAGACGCGCGCAGCCGGCGUGCGCGCUGUGCGCGGACCUGCUGUUCACGUUCACGUUUCCGUUCUGGGCGGUGUACGCGGCGCGCGACUGGAUCUUCGGCGCGCGCGCGUGCAAAAUCGUCACGAUGGUGUACGCGGUCGGUUUGUACGGCGGCAACCUGUUCGUGGCGUGUGCGGUGCUGCGGAGCUGCCUGGACGCCGUGUGCGUGUUCCGGUGCCUGGGACGAGUCGGAGACACCAAGAAGAACGUCUUGUGCUGCACGUGCGUGUGGAUGCUGGCGUGUCUGGCCGCCGUGCCGCACCUGAACUUCGUGGAGGAGCGUCACGUCCACGGCGAGACCUUCUGCUCGUACCACUACACGCACGGCUGGAAGAUCUACAUGCGCAUCCAGCUGUCCAUGCUCAUCUUUGUGGUUCCGUUCCUGCUCUUGCUCAGUUCCUCCGUCGUCUUGUUCCUGCAAACACGUUCCACAGGGCGUUCCAGGAUCCUGAGGCGUGCGAUCAUCAACACCGGGCUGUUCUUCGUGCUCUGGUUCCCGUACACGUUGGUGCUAAUGCUGCACAUUGUGCAGGAGGUCUUGGAGUGUGGCGAGAGUCUGCACAUGGACCUCGCCAUCCAGAGCACCGAGUGCAUUGCCUUCGCUCACGUCUUCAUCAACCCCCUAGUGUACAUGCUGCUCAAUAAGCGAGUGAGGAGGGCGCUCAGCUCGGACUGUGCGAGCCCGAGGGAAUACCUGCUCGACGUGUCGGAGAACAUGGACAGCGUGUCGAGUGAGGACAGCGGCGUGGAGUUAAGGGCACUCCAAAGUGUUCAGGGUUUCUCAAAUCCUGAGUAUGAGGGAGGAACCGCUGAGAAACAAGGACACUUAUUACCACAUGCCACAGAACCUCAACUGAGCUCACUACCUAGUGUCCCUAGAUGAAGGAGUCUGGACUGAAAGAUUGACUGAAAGAUGAUGAAUUACACAUCAUGCUAAACAAGAUGAUUAGUUAGAUGUUUAGAUAUUUAGAUGCCUCAGCUAAACAUCUACAUCUGGGCUGCUUGUAUUCUAGAAAAAAAUCUGUAUUUUUAUAUGAAUAGUCAGUAUUUACAGCCUGCAUGUAACUUUAGUCCACUUUAUAUAAAUAUAGCCUUUAUUACUGGAGUUUAGUCACUUCCCAUUAUUCAUACAACAGCACGAGGAACACCCUGUUGCUGAAUUAAAUAAAUCAAUCAAUAAAUAAACACA
Pangasianodon hypophthalmus (striped catfish) is the source of this 2532-nucleotide messenger RNA. Its product is annotated as atypical chemokine receptor 2. The record is from RefSeq and is a predicted model, not a curated record. Bases 1084 to 2226 code for a protein of 380 amino acids. Gene Ontology annotation, molecular function: chemokine receptor activity. Gene Ontology annotation, biological process: G protein-coupled receptor signaling pathway; chemotaxis; immune response. NCBI's taxonomy places the organism in Eukaryota, Metazoa, Chordata, Actinopteri, Siluriformes, Pangasiidae. Gene Ontology annotation, cellular component: membrane. The transcript is spliced from 2 exons.